Messenger RNA from Drosophila elegans, 1098 nucleotides. RefSeq names its product DDRGK domain-containing protein 1 (gene Ddrgk1). Lineage: Eukaryota; Metazoa; Arthropoda; Insecta; Diptera; Drosophilidae. The transcript is spliced from 2 exons. Bases 84 to 1013 code for a protein of 309 amino acids. The record is from RefSeq and is a predicted model, not a curated record.
CAUUUUGUUGACGUUUACUUUUUUUAGCAAAAACAUUGCGCACCAGGUUGAAAAACCUAAAGUCGCUGCUUUUCGUGUCAGAAAUGGAUCUAAUCAUUCUCGCGGGAAUUGCCACGGCUCUGUUGGUCGUUAUUAUCACGCUUUACCUGCUGCAGAAGAAGAAUGCCAGCCCAGAAACCAAGCCAGUUGCAGCCCCACAACGUGGCGUCCCCCAACGCGCCCAGGAGGGAGUGCCGCGUCGGGCCCAAAUAGCCAGGAAUCAGCGCAACCGACUGCGUCAGAAUGCUCCCGCGGCGGGAGCUGCUCCUGCUGCAGUUGCUCCGGUGGCCCCCGGCGACUCGGACAACGAAGAUGCCGAUGCCCAGGUGGAUGCCGAUGGCGCCCGCGUGCCCCAGGGCGCAGUGCUGGACGAGAAGAUGGGCGCCAAGAAGCGGGCCAAGAUGGAGGCCAAGGAGCAGAAGCGUGUGCAGCGCGAACAGGAGCUGCACGAUCGCGAGCAGCGCAAAGUGAAGGAGGCCAAGGAGGAGGCCGAACGGAAGCAGCAGGAGGAUCUCGAUGCCGAGGUGGAGCGGAAACGGCUGGAGGCCGAGCGCCUGGCCAAGGAGGAGCGGGAGCGGAAGGAGCACGAGGAGUACCUCAAGAUGAAGGCCGCCUUUAGCGUCGAGGAGGAGGGCUUCGAGGAGGGCGACGCCGACGAUCAGGACAGCCUCCUGGCCGACUUUAUCCAGUACAUCAGGGACAACAAGGUGGUCGUGCUGGAAGACCUGGCUGUGGCCUUCAAACUGAAGACUCAGCAGGCCAUCGAUCGCAUCCAGGAUCUGCAGGCCAAUGGCACUCUCACCGGCGUCAUCGACGAUCGCGGCAAGUUCAUCUACGUUUCGGAGGAGGAGCUCGCGGCCGUGGCCAAGUUUAUCAAGCAGCGCGGACGCGUUUCCAUCGCCGAGCUGGCCGAGAGCAGUAACAACCUGAUUAACCUGACGCCCGUCUCCGCCGGCGGCGAAGCCAACUCCUGAUGAGAUUUGUUAGCCAUUUAUAAAUUAAAUUUAUAUUUAGAAGCGAUCUGUUGGUAGAAUUACAAGAACAAAGUGACAACUUGCA